Messenger RNA from Neodiprion fabricii, 574 nucleotides. RefSeq names its product allergen Tha p 1-like. NCBI's taxonomy places the organism in Eukaryota, Metazoa, Arthropoda, Insecta, Hymenoptera, Diprionidae. The transcript is spliced from 6 exons. The coding region runs from base 45 to 428 and encodes 127 amino acids. The record is from RefSeq and is a predicted model, not a curated record.
CGUGUGCGCUUCCGUUCCGUCUGGACCGCAUCGCAUCUGUAACCAUGAAGGUUGCCAUUUUUCUAUUGGUCGUCGUGGCUUGCGCCGUUACUGCAAAGCCUGCAGGCUACACAACAAAGUAUGAUAACAUCGACUUGGACCAAAUUUUGAAAAGCUCACGACUGCUUCAGAACUAUGUUAAUUGCCUUUUGGAAGUCGGUAAUUGUACACCAGACGGCAAGGAGUUAAAGAACUUGCUGCCUGACGCCCUGGAAAAUGACUGCAAAAGUUGUAACGAUCGCCAGAAAGCUGGCUCGGAGAAGGUUAUCCGGUUCUUGGUGAACGAGCGUCCUGAAAUUUGGGACAAACUGGCCAAGAAAUUCGAUCCCGACAACCGAUACAGAGUCAAGUUUCAGGCUGAUGCAAAAAAGGCUGGAAUCGCACUGUGAACAUGACUAAGAAGUAAUUUGUAUUUGUCUUUUUUUUUUUUUUUUUUUUUUUUUUUUUUUUUUUUUUUUUUUUUUUAAAUAAGAAUUUGUUAUUAUGUUUCUCCCAGAUGUGACAAGUUGUUAAAUAUAUACACUGAAUUCACGAA